AGAGCAGAGAGCGCGCGCAGAUCGGCCGCCGUGCGGAGACAAGGGGGACGAGCCCAAGUUGCGCUUGCGAGACGGGGCGUGGCCUCGGCCACGAAAAGUGAGGAUCAAUUCGACUUAUUUAAUACAGCUUUCGUAUUAGAAGCGUGUAUAUAGUUAGGAAUCCACUGUAAACCGAUUUGCGCUAAACUCCGGGUUUUAUCUACACUAAGUACCGUGGCUUAGCUCCGGCAUUGUGUUUGACUAAGUGAACAAAUAGAUGGAGUGAUAUAUAUUGACUUCCAGUUUGGUGCGGGUCGUAUUACUUCCUUAGGACUUCUUCGAUCAUUUGACGACGGCCUUAUUUUCUUUUUUUUUGGAUAUCUAAGGAUUCGAGUGCCGGAAGGACUUUAUGGUGCUUGGUUGUUGUUAAAGGUGCUCGAGGAGUGUGACACGGCCAAUACGUUUGGUUCUAAACAAUAUACACACGGUUUAAAUGUGGCCAAAUACUCUCACUACUGGUUAUUCUCAUUAUUCCAGAUGCAACCCAGAGAGCGAAUUAACCUUUCCUGGCUUUGGAGGUACCUGUGGAGGUGGUACCGCUGGGAUGGCGUACCUGAAAACUGCUCCUUAUUCCGUUCCGGGCCUAGGUUUGCAUGGGAUACCAGUGGAUUCUCUUCAUUCGUCCAUGGGAUAUCCAGGAGGUAAUUCAAUGCAAUAUAAUCCAGGUUAUCCUCCUGAAGAACAAAAUUACAAGAACACUUGGUCUCAGUAUGAUCAAUGUAAAUAUGGGGGAAACCAACGAAAGCAACGUAGGGAAAGAACAACAUUCACAAGAGCACAACUUGACGUUCUGGAAACUCUAUUCGCCAAAACGAGAUAUCCAGAUAUUUUCAUGAGGGAAGAAGUAGCACUCAAGAUAAAUUUACCAGAGUCUCGAGUUCAGGUUUGGUUUAAGAAUAGGAGAGCAAAAUGUAGACAGCAGCAGAAGCAACACACCCAACAACAGCCUACAGAAAAAACAACAACAAGGCUCAAAAGUAAACCAACUACUAAUAUUGUAACAAAGCCAGCAACAACUCCAGUGUCAAAUAACAACAGUACAGGAUCUUCUGCAGGAUCGCCUGUUAUACAUCCUGCGUCACAUCUUAGAGGAAGUCCUACAGCUUACGUCAAGUCUGAAAUACCUGUAACAACGGCAGCAACAAACUCACCUUCGAUAUCAUCAUCGAUGUAUAUCAACUCUACGAAUGGUGGCAGUAUCUGGUCACCCGCCUCGAUCGACAGCUUCACAUUGGAGCAACACAGAUCUUGGGGCUCGUCCUCACAGGCACCAAUGCUAAAUCCAUCGAACAGUUCUGCCAACGGUUACAACAAUUACCCUGCUUAUUACUCUAACAUGGAUUACCUCAGCUCUACGGGCAUGAGUCAUCCACAAUUCGGGGUAAAUAAUCAAGCUUUACAUAAUUUAGAUGAUAGAAGCACUCAAAAUGGCUAUAGGGAAAACGGCGUAGAAUCAACCUGGAGCAAAACAAGGGACGAAUCUUCGUGGAUGUACAACUCGGGAUGGGAGAGAAAAUGAAAAUGGCAGUAUUCCCGAUUGUCAGAGCUCAGCAAUAUUAGUUUUAGAGACGAAUGAAUUUGAACGAUGUUUUCUCUCCUCUUAGAGAGCCAUGUUCUGAAAAUCAUCUUGUAUAUAGCGAUUUUUGUGAUUUCAUAAUCAGAACCUCAAUAAUUACGAAACCUUCUUGUUCUCAGACAAAGUUAUUUGUUAUAACUUUAGUUAUCAUUUCAAACAGCAAAGUUUCCAUUAGAAGAAAUUGAGAGUGUUACUAUGACAAAAUAAAAUGUUAACAGAGAAUACAAAAAGUAGAAUCAAGUUAACAACUUACAAGUCAACAUAACACCCUCCUAAAAGAAGGGUGUAAUUCCUGUAUUCUUUUUUCUGGUUAUUUUUCAAAUAACCAGAAAUCUCGGCCUAGAUCAACAACGAUAUUGCAAAAGAUAUACAACGUAAUAAAUAAAUAAAGGAAAAUUACGCAUUCUUCAAACUUGAUGGAUGAAUUUAUGUAAAUAUUAUUUAUUCUGUGAAUAAAGUGGAAUUUUAUUAUUGUUAGUUUUUACUGUGAACCUGCAAGAAACCAAACAGAAUUUUUUUUAAGGAGAAAAAGAAUACAAGAUGAAAAGUUGUUGAAGCUCUGAUUGAUGGUUUUCGAAGAACAUCGAUAGAAAGAAGUAUUUGAAAUAUAUUGUAUAUUUUUUCGGAAGACCAACACAAUAAAUAAACGAAUUUAAAGAUUGAAAGAUCAUAAGAACUAGUCAAAAAAGUGCCAAAUGGGCAUCAAUGUAGUUCAUCGAAUAUCACUAGUUACUCAUUAAUGUACAUAUCGUAGUUAAUUAAGAAUUUGUAAAAUGUUAUGUGAUCGUUAGAUAUAAUAAUUAAAUGUAAGGCCUAAAAUGUUUUUGUUGCAAAAAAACUUGAUCUUUCCGAUGUCUCAAAAAAAAACUAAGAGAUUAUCAUUGUAUUAUAACAAA
Harmonia axyridis is the source of this 2511-nucleotide messenger RNA. RefSeq names its product homeobox protein otx5-B-like (gene Otd-2). Gene Ontology annotation, cellular component: nucleus. Gene Ontology annotation, biological process: regulation of transcription by RNA polymerase II. The coding region runs from base 473 to 1558 and encodes 361 amino acids. The record is from RefSeq and is a predicted model, not a curated record. Gene Ontology annotation, molecular function: RNA polymerase II cis-regulatory region sequence-specific DNA binding; DNA-binding transcription factor activity, RNA polymerase II-specific. NCBI's taxonomy places the organism in Eukaryota, Metazoa, Arthropoda, Insecta, Coleoptera, Coccinellidae. The transcript has 8 exons.